AUGAGGAAGACGACUCCAUCCACCGAGUAGGGAAGAUAGAAGUCAUUAUUAAAAGCAGUUUAUUGUCUAAUUAUCUGAGGUGUCAUUUUCUGCAGUUAACUGAAGCCUAAUUCGUUUAUAAAUCAAACACCAUUACCUGGGAAUUGGAGUGAUGGUGCGCAGCUGUGCCAACGACUGGUGCGCUCGGUUUGUGGAGCGACACCGGUCAGCGCUGAAUUUUGCGCUGCUGGUUGUCGGGUACAUCUUCUACCUCAUCAUCGGCGCCGGGAUCUUCUCCGCCAUCGAGCUGCCCUACGAGCAGGAGCUCCGCCAGGAGCUGAAGGCGGCUCGGCAGGACUUCCUGAGCAACAACACCUGUGUGUCCGACGCGCGCCUGGAGGAGCUGCUUAUCCGCGCGCUGGAGGCCAAUAACUAUGGAGUGUCCGUGCUGGGUAAUGACACCGACCGAAACUGGGACUUUGUGUCCUCCCUGUUCUUCACCAGCACCGUGCUGACCACCACAGGUUAUGGCCACUCUGUCCCUCUCUCAGACGAAGGGAAGGCCUUCUGUAUCUUCUACUCCCUGUUCGGCAUCCCCGUCACCCUCUUCUUCCUCACUGUUGUGGUGCAGAGGAUCAUGGUUGUGGUGACUCGGCGUCCAGUGGCCUAUUUCCACCGGCGAUGGGCCAUGUCUAAAUCGAAGCUAGCCACCAUACAUGCCAUCUGCCUGACCCUCAUCAUGACCCUGCUCUUCCUCAUCAUCCCCGCGUGGAUCUUUGUCAGCCUGGAGAAGGAGUGGGACUUUUUGGAGUCUCUGUAUUUCUGUUUCAUCAGUCUGACGACCAUUGGCCUCGGGGAUUAUGUCCCCGGAAAGACCCACAGUAAAGAGGAAAACCCACACCCACACCUCUACAGGCUGGCCAUCACAGUCUACUUGCUGCUGGGCUUGGUCUUCGUCCUGGUGGUGCUGGAGACGUGCUGCGAGCUGCCCCAGAUGAAACGCUUGAGACAGAGGUUCUACCGUGAAAAAGUUCGCGAGCUGGACUCUGAGACCGCCAACAUCAUCGACCGGGAUCAGCUGAGCGACCCUCUGAGCGACCCUGUGGACCACAUGACGGCUCACCAACCAGUCAUCCCGUCUGUGUCAGAGCAGGCUGCGUCCCUACGGCAGGACAGCAAGUCACCAACGCCUUACCAAGCACCAGGGUCUGCUGUGAAGGAACUGAGAUGACAAACUAUCCUGAAAACAUUUUAUUUGCAUUCAUGGCUGCUCAGGACACACCGGCUUUGACCUUUGCCUAAUGUGUAUGAAGGAGCCUGAGCACGCUUGUGUGUAUAUCUACAAUUACUUAAUCCCUUUGAAAAUGUCUCUCUGCCUUUGCCAACACCAACAGACAUUAGUGGCAUAAAAGCAGGAACCACCCACAGACUAUCAGGAUGGCAUUGUUUUCUUGUUCUCCCCUGUAGCUCCAUUCCCUGCAGAUAAGAGCUAGGUCCGUGACACAGAGGAAGGGCCGGGCCCCUGAACGGAGGGAAACCCCACAAGGUUACACUUCCUGCCAAAGUCUUGAUGCUGUAAUUCUGAAGUGGCACAGUUUGCUCUAGAGGAUUUCACACCCACUCUUUGCACUUUGUAUAAUCUAUGGUGGGAUUUGCAUAGGAAAUUUGCCUUCUUGGAAGUAGCAUGAAAGCAGCAGCAGGGGAAUCAGGUGUGUCAUCAGUUGGCCUACUGUGCAGCAUGUGCAUCAAUUCCAAGAAGAAAAUAUGAACUGGGUGGGGAAACUGCAGCCUCCAUAAUAACCAUACAGUUGAAUCAACACCACCUUAAAACAGUUUCAACUAAAACUAAACACUAUGGCCUUUAUAGAGAGAGGAAUUACUGCAGAAAUGUAUCAGAGUGUGUUCUGAAUGUGUUCCAUUGGGGUAUUCAUACUGCAGUGUGUGCCUUUGACCACCAGAGGGCAGCACUUUCAUUUUACAUACAAAAGGAAGCUUUACAGGAGGUUUGUCGUUGCUGGGAGUUCUUCUGUCUUGCUGCUCAGGGGAGUGUUUCUUGAAAAUAUAAUAAGUUUGCAAGAAUAUGUCAUUGCUAGGGUGAGGGAGCAUGUUGUUGUUUUUAUUAUCCAUUUUACGCACAAGCUAGCAAAACAGCUUCAGGCAAGACACCCCAGGCAAAAAUUGUUUUUCAGGCACUGGUCUAAUUUUGAGGUUACGUCAGAAACGUCCAAAAUACCCAUUAAGGUGUUUUUUUUCCCUUUAUGGUUCCAAAUCAAAUACUUGAGUAAUGUUAAAGAGUUCCUUUUCAUCAUCUUUACAAAUGAUUAAGUCACUAUAACUUGAUGUGAUCAGUUCACACUUAAUAGAUCAGCCAUUAAGCAAUGUUACUUCAUACAUGAAUUUGUAUGAGACUAAAUUAGCUGCUAUUAGAGUUUAUCCCAGGGCCAUGCUAUUGUGCAGCCUCUCUGAAAGCAGAACAAACCUGUUAUCGUAAAUCUGCGCCAUAUCUUAGCUGGUCCUAGGACUGUGCUCUUCUGGACAGAGACCUCAGAUGUUGUACCUGGACUCUGCUGGAGCUGCUCUUCCAGUUUCCCCAGAGCUCCAGUUAUCACUGGCACCACUGUUGUCUUUACCCCCCACACCUUUUCUAGCUCCUCUGUCAGCCCUUGGUAUCUUCCGAGCUUCUUGAGUUCCUUCUUCCUGAUGUUGCUGACGCUUGGGAUUGCUCAACACGAUGUCUGGUUGCUCAGCCAUCUCCAGGUUGUCUGAAUCUGAAGUCUCACAGGAUCUUAGCUUGGUCAUUCUCAACCACCUUAGGAGAUGUCUUCCAUUCUGACCUCGGGACUUCCAGCCCACACUCAGUGCAGAUGCUCCUGUACACGAUGCCAGCCACUUGGUUAUGGCGUCCCAUGUACGUCCCAUGUGCUGAACUGUCUCAGGAGCAUCUUUGCACAGCCUGCACCUGGGGUCCUGUCUGCUGUGGCAGAUCCCUGCUUCCUACUAAGUGGCUGUUCCUGUGCUGCCAUGAUUAGUGCUUCUGUCUUUCAGUCUGGCCCUUUUCAGCCACUGGUGGGAUUUCUUGAUGUUGGCCAUUUCUUCAAUCUGUCCGUGGUACAUGCCGUGCAGUGGCUUGGUUCAUCCUCCUCUUCUGCAUUCACAGGUUUCUGCUGCCUGAGGCGUUCACUCAGCAGCUCAUCUCUGGGGGCCAUCUUCCUGAUGUAUUCCUGGAUCUUGGUUGUUUCGUCCUGGACAGUGGCUCUGAUGCUCACCAGUCCUCAGCCUCCCUCGUUUCGCUUAGUGUACAGGUGUCUCAGGGUGCUUGACUUGGGAUGAAACCCUCAAUGCAUUGUGAGAAGCUUCCUUGUCUUGAUAUCAGUGGCCUCUAUCUCCUCCCUUUAUACAUAUAUGCAACCUAACGGGUGGAUUGAAGCUCUACCCCCCAUAGGUUGUAAAUGAAGUAACACAAAAGUACUGUUCUGCUUUAAGAGAGGAUGAGCAAAUGCACUGCUCUGAAAUAAACUUCAGUAUAAGUGUAAUCCAGCUGACAUGGUUGUGUAUCAUUUAAUGUAAGUAACUGUGAAUUAACAUUCCGUAGUUGAUGAUCUAAUAAGUGUGGGCUGCUCACAUCAAGUCAUAGUGACGUAAUCAUUUGUUAAUGAUGAGCAACAGGAAGUCAUGACACAGCAUUACGAGUCAUGCUUUAGUUGAACAUUAAUUAAAUAUAUUUUAUUUACCAUUAUUAUACAACUUUUAUUUAAGUUCAGAUUUCUGCUCUGGAAAUGUAUGCAAAACGUGUGUAUUUAGUUAGAUAAUGCUGUAUUUGCAUAUUUAAACAUAACAUUUUAAAAACCUGUAAUACAAGAAGUUUCAUGGUGAUAUCUAAAUGUUUAAACUUUUACACUGUUCACCUGUAGUGUUUUUAAAAUGUAUGAUAUUUUACAUUUACAUUUUUUCUCAUACCCUGACCCAGAAAUCUUCACUUCAGUAUCACUUAAAUAGACCAAACUUUAGUUUUAUUUCUGUCUAUAUCCUUAAGGUUUUAACUAGGGCUGCCACGAUUAGUCAACUAAUCGAUGACUAAUUGACUAUUAAAAUAAUCGGUGACUAUUUUAGUA
This is a messenger RNA of Epinephelus lanceolatus (giant grouper), 4091 nucleotides long. Lineage: Eukaryota; Metazoa; Chordata; Actinopteri; Perciformes; Serranidae. The record is from RefSeq and is a predicted model, not a curated record.